Molecule: messenger RNA, 1068 nt
Organism: Komagataella phaffii GS115
Lineage: Eukaryota; Fungi; Ascomycota; Pichiomycetes; Pichiales; Pichiaceae
Product: Component of the nuclear pore complex
Exons: 1
Coding region: 1-1068 (355 amino acids)
Biological process (GO): RNA export from nucleus; transcription-dependent tethering of RNA polymerase II gene DNA at nuclear periphery
Cellular component (GO): nuclear pore
Molecular function (GO): ubiquitin binding; RNA binding
Source: RefSeq, a predicted model, not a curated record
AUGUCAUUUCUUAGUUCCAGCAACGUCAACGUAACGCAGGGAACAGUCCAGGACCUUCAAAAUGACGUGGUGGUAGGAAAUGGACCAGAAGAUUCCAUCAGUGAUUUGGCCUUCUCACCACAGGCUGAACUGCUGGCGGUAGCUUCGUGGGACAAGAAAGUUAGGGUUUAUGAAGUUCUUCCAACUGGUACGACGGAAGGAAGAGCUCUGUACGACCACGAGUCCCCUGUUCUAGCUGUGCAUUGGUCUCCCGACGGCACUAAAGUGGCCACUGGAGCCGCCGAUCGUCAAGUACGCUUAUAUGAUGUUCAAACUGGUCAGGUUCAAAACUUGGGAAUGCACGAGGCUCCGGUCAAAGCACUUAGAUUUGUGGAAGUGGGCCCUACUUCUACACCUGUGGUAGUAUCAGGAGGCUGGGAUAAGACUUUGAGGUAUUGGGACCCCAGGUCAGCACAACCGAUGGCCACAGUGGCACUCCCUGAACGAGUAUACGCCAUGGACACUUCACAGAAAUUAUUGGUAGUAGCAACAGCAGAGCGCCACAUAGGAGUCAUUGAUCUAAAUCAACCACAACAGCUGUUCAAGCAAACCAUGUCUCCUUUGAAAUGGCAAACCCGUACAGUGGCAUGCUAUCCUCAAGGCAAUGGUUAUGCAAUUGGAUCGAUUGAAGGAAGAUGCUGUCUACAAUAUAUUGAUGCAACAGAACAGGCAAAAUCUGGCUUUUCAUUUAAAUGCCACCGAGUACCACGACCCGCUCCUGCCAAGGAGUCAGACGUUUACUCCAUAAACUCCAUUCGAUUUCACCCUGUCUAUGGAACAUUUUCUACAGCAGGUAGUGACGGAGCAUUCCAUUUUUGGGACAAAGAUCAAAAGCAUCGACUGAAAGGGUUCCCUGCCGGACCUACUAGCAUUUCGUCUACAGCAUUCAACAGAAAUGGUGGAAUUUUUGCCUACGCUUAUUCAUACGAUUGGAGUAAAGGCCCUGAAGGAAAUUCAGCAAAUACUCCAAUCCAAUUACGUUUACAUGCUACUAAAGAUGAAGAGGUCAAACAGCGAAACAAGAAGUAA